Molecule: messenger RNA, 660 nt
Organism: Varroa destructor (honeybee mite)
Lineage: Eukaryota; Metazoa; Arthropoda; Arachnida; Mesostigmata; Varroidae
Source: RefSeq, a predicted model, not a curated record
AUGGAGGCGGAAGCUGGGCCGGUAAUGGAGGCGGACAUGGAGGCGGAGGUGGUUGGCGGUGGGCACGGGGGUGGUGCCGGUGGACACGGAGGUGGUGGCGGUGGCGACGGCGCACAACAAGCAGCCGCCCUCGUAGCUAUAAUAAAGAAGCUCUCCCGUAGUGGCGGACAUGGAGGAGGCGGACAUGGAGGAGGCGGCAGCUGGGCUGCUGGAGGAGGCGGACAUGGAGGAGGCGGCGGCGGUGGCUGGGCCCCUAGUGGAGGCGGCGGCGGCUGGGCCCCUAGUGGAGGCGGCGGCGGCGGCGGCUGGGCCCCUAGUGGAGGCGGAAAAUCCUAUAUCAUCAAGCGGGUCCAGAGCGGCGGUGGCGGCGGCCACGGCGGCGGUGGUGGUAAACUUAGUGGCCUUUUGAGUAGUCUAGGAAGUUUCGGCAGUAAAGGAGGUGGCGGCGGUGGCAAGAAAGGAGGCGGAGGAGGCGGGGGCGGCGGCCAUGGACACGGCGGUGGAAAGAAGUACAUUGUGAAGGUUCAAACUGCCGGUGGUGGUGGUGGUGGUCACGGAGGCGGUAGUUGGAACGGCGGGGGCGGUGGUUGGAACGCCGGGGGCGGCGGAUGGAACGGCGGGGGCGGUGGUCACGGAGGAGGCGGAAGUGGCGGUUGGUGA